CUUCUAAUAUGAAGAACAAAAACAUGAAGAAUCCGUGACUUAUCAGUCUUGUAGCAGGUGCAGAAAUCCGGAACUCCUGGUGCUGGAGCUGAUUCCUUUUUUUCUUCUCAAAUAAAAUGUAAAUGACAGGGGUACAGAAAUAUAACUACGCCUCGAACCGCAUUCGAGUUCAAAAGCUACAGCUAGUUUUAGUUUUCUGUUUGUAUUGAGAGGCAUUCUUCUUGUCUCAAAUCGAAACUCCCCUGCAAUUUUCCCAUCUGUUUACAACUUUUGUAGUUACUUGUGCCAAUUUCAAUCGAAUCUCCACCAUCUCUGUCCGCCUGGCUGCUUAUGUAGAACAUUCAAUUUCAAUAUCAAUUCUGUUUCUGAUCUUGGUCAAUUUUCCUAGUAUUAGCCCGGUAGGUUGAGUUGUAGCAGGAGAAAUGGAACGACGAGACGAGACAGAAAUGCCGGGAGCGGAUCGCUCGAGCGCCAUCGAUGGGACCAAGAAGUGCAGAUUGCAGGCACUGAAGCAAUUCUUCGACAAAGACCACGCAAAGGAAAUCGGAAGGCUUCAGAGCAGCCUUUUCUGUGACCUCUUUGUGAUGUUGCACCAGCAUGUUCUUCAGUUUGUAGACCGGUAUGAAGAAAGGGACAAUUACCAGCACCUCAACCUGCAGCAGAAAACGAAAAGCGAUGCAUCGGUCUGGUUCAAUGACGAAGGACCGCUUUACCGUGAAGAAUUUGACCGAUAUGUGGUGGAGUUCGUCGCAGACCACCUUACGUCUCGCUGUACCUGCAAGAAACCAAGACCCCCGCCGCCUGCGAACCUGCCUGCUCAUGCACUGGCUGCUUUCAACAUUGUUCACGCAUUCCCGCGCGCCCCGCGCUGUAGAACAGAUAACGACACAAAGGUACUUCAUCAUUUACCAAGGACGAGAGACUAUUGCUAUACUGAUUGCGCAUUGAGUGCUCUCUCUUAUGUGAUUCGGAUGGUGGAUGUAAUGCCUAUGAGCAUGUUGCAACAACUACAACUGCACAAAAAAUCAAAAAUAAAAAACUCAAACACAAACUUCCGAUACAACAUCACAGUCACGCAGUUCGGCGUACACCACCUACGUGACAUUGAAGCGUCAUCGGUGCGCAGAACUCGUUGAACGAGCCGUCUCAGCGCGGAAAUCUAUUCCACCGGAAAUCGUACUGCACAUCUUUUCAUUUCUGGACGAUGACGUGCCGGUUAAGGGCAUCGAUGAAGAUUUGGGAAGCCGGUUUAUUUCGGACGAGGAGGUGUGGUGGAUUUUUUUUAUGUUGCUGCACCGCCCGCCAAAGGAUGUACCUAGUAUUGGAUCCCGUACUCCUUGGAAUGCAGCCCUGGAUUCGAUCCCGCACAUUACGGAUGGCAAGCAAGCGUACGAGUUCUAUUUGACUCGUCGCAUGUGCGUGCCAAUCCUCCACGGACUUGCCAUCGCGAAUAGCCGCCUGACGCAAACGACGACGUUUCUGCACGAUCUGAUCAGAGCACAGCAACACUUUCCGAUUCACAUUCACUGCGAAACUAUUCUGAGCUAUGCUCGGGUACGCGUACGUUGUAUCCAUGAGUUUAAAAUUGAACAUGAGUACCAGUUUACCUACAUCCGUGUACGAGCAUAUUGUUGUUUGAUUUUCAUUUUGCUUUUAUCUGACGCGCUUCGUUGCCUAGCCGACAUGUUGUACUCCCACACUCACAUCGCGAUCAAUCGUGAUUGGGAAUCACGGUACACGGAAUUGUCACUACGCCACGCCUCAUGAGACAGAGACGCUGAGGUGGACAUGUUUGUUUUUUCUUUCCUAUAAAAGGUAGUCGCGACGGCCAAAAACUUCGCUGCCCGAUCUAAUGGCGAACACCUGAAAAGGUUGGUGCAAAAACUGGUCGAACUGAAUCCGUACGUGUUUUCCUGCCUUGUCGACUUCAUGGCGAAGCUGCUCUCGCCAAACCACGAGGAAGUCCGGGAAGAGUGGUACCACUUUCGUGCAAACAACAUCAUGCGCAAAGGCCGAACGACAAUGUCGCCGCGUGUCGCCCUCGCGGUCCUCGAGCCGGAAGUAAUCGACACAGCUGUUGCGUCGGAUCCGCAGUUGUUGCGGGUGGUGCCGCUGUCUUUGCGUACCCUCUCCGUCUGCCGUACCGCUCUGAAGAGUGCAAGGGACACGCCGCUAGCGGACCGGACCGAGGCAGUGAGAAAGAAAUACAGCUGGUGUCCGUCUGCGUACCCAACACCCAACUCGUUGCUUGCCCACGUUCCAGAAAACAUUCUGGCUGCCGCCGUGUGUCAAAAGGUGGAGAUCGAGAACGCACCGGUGGUGCUCGAGGACGCUACAACUGCUACUAGUAACGGGGCUGCGCAGACCGCAGCGCGCUAGCGGCGUGACGACAGCAGGUGCAGGAGUACUUUAUCCUCUAGAUGCAGAACUCUAUAAUGUAGAAUGAGAAAUAAAGAGAAAGACCGAAAUGCACUGGAAUAUCGAUGUGUAUGAUGAAAUUUGAAAUAUGUAUGUUUAUAAUUGUAUAUGUGAUUUCAAUUUUGCACCACCAGCUCGGCGCAGCUGUAGCUGAACCAGCUUGAUAAUUUUUUUGCAGAUCAGAAGAAGAAAUGGACUCUUUAAGCAAUCGUGAUAUUUGGUCUGUUUCUGUUCCUGUUUAUAAGCACUAGACUACUCGCACGACUCCACUGAGACAGAGAGAACGGACCGACAACGACACACGACUUCUCUUGGAUUCAAUUUCAAAUGCCACACUUUGAAGACUUUUUCACAAUCGAUAUCAAGCUCCGUGUCUUCAAUCAAGACAGAGAAAUACGCAGCGAACUUUCCCUGAAGCAGACCUUUGGGUCAAAGCCACUUCUAUUUUUACUUCAUUUCACAAAUAAAUGCGAAGUGUUUUGACCUCAUCUGGGUUUCCCCGUGUGUUCCCGUUCGUGUUGCAAAUGGAAAUGAGCACUCAGUAAGAUCUAAGUGUGAGUGUUGUUCUAAGUCGUCUUGUGGUUUGACUUAGUCGUACGUCUGACAGUGAGUGGUUUGAGCCAGCUGUGAAAAGAA
Molecule: messenger RNA, 3054 nt
Organism: Amoebophrya sp. A120
Lineage: Eukaryota; Dinophyceae; Syndiniales; Amoebophryaceae
Source: the annotation of a GenBank genome assembly